UUGGCCGUGGGUAUCAUCACAGUGAAUUUAAUUUUUAAAUGUAAAAAUAAUCAAAUAAUAAAAUAUUCACUAUUAUUUAUGAACUAUAUUUAACAGUCGUACCCUCUGAACAUAUUCAUUUAAUCAGUGAUAUGCUAGAUUUAGGAUAACCAAAAGCAAUUCAAAAUGAUGGACGGAAAUGAUUUAUCGGCUGAAACAAGCAGAAAGAACAUAUUUUCGCAAGCCUGGACUCGAAUUUCUCAGCUGUACCAGAGCACCUUAGACAGAUGGACACCACACACAAAGUCCAGAUGGGUUGGCAGUGCACUGCUUGUGGUUAUAUUUAUUAUCCGAAUAUUUACUAAACAAGGUUGGUACAUAGUCACAUAUGCAUUGGGCAUAUACCACUUGAAUUUGUUUAUUGCAUUCCUUACACCUAAAAUUGAUCCAGCUAUGGAUUUUGAUGGUGAUGAUGACAAUGGCCCAGCUCUCCCCACCCGCGCCACUGAGGAGUUCAGACCGUUCAUUCGAAGGCUACCAGAAUUCAAGUUUUGGCUCUCGGUCACUAAGAGUACCGUGAUAGCCUUCUUUUGCACUUUCAUUGAAGCUUUCAAUAUUCCAGUAUUUUGGCCAAUAUUAGUCAUGUACUUUAUAACCCUGUUUUGUAUUACUAUGAAGAGACAAAUCAAGCAUAUGAUAAAGUACCGGUAUCUACCGUUCACCCACAGCAAGCCAAAGUACAAAACUGUAGACUCUGCAGUAACUGUGAACUGACACCAUAUUAUAUCCUCUACUUAAGAAAGUACGGAGAGUCCUAGUUUAAUUAACAGCUGUUGUCUGCAAAUG
This is a messenger RNA of Hyposmocoma kahamanoa, 825 nucleotides long. Its product is annotated as protein RER1. The coding region runs from base 166 to 753 and encodes 195 amino acids. Lineage: Eukaryota; Metazoa; Arthropoda; Insecta; Lepidoptera; Cosmopterigidae. Gene Ontology annotation, cellular component: Golgi membrane. The record is from RefSeq and is a predicted model, not a curated record. The transcript is spliced from 5 exons. Gene Ontology annotation, biological process: protein retention in ER lumen; retrograde vesicle-mediated transport, Golgi to endoplasmic reticulum.